GAGACAGAGAGAGAGAGAGAGAGACAGAGACAGAGAGACAUAGAGACAGAGAGACAUAGAGACAGACAGAGACAUAGAGACAGACAGAGACAAACAGAGACAGAGAGAGACAGACAGAGACAGAGGGAGAGAGACUAACCACUUAAAGCUAACAUUUCAGAUACCAGUCCUAUAGCGAGACAGAGAGAGAGACUAACCAUUUAAAGCUAACCUCUCAGAUACCAGUCCUAUAGCGAGAUAGAGACAGUAGCAGCAGUUACAUUCAUACCUUCAACUUUCAAACCCAGAGGACAGAGGACAGUCAGGAACAAGGGAUUGAGAGCAGUUUACCCCUGCUCAAGAUCCAUCCUCUCCAACCAAGAGAGGAGGGAAACAAUCCAAGGUAGGCAGAGGAAACUGGAGCUGUGUUCAUAAACUCCCAGAGUUGGCAAAGUGCAAGAUGGCAGAGGUUAGCCAACAGAGGAAAGAUGGUCUUCUUCAACCUGGUCCAUCCAGACUUCACCAAGAGGCAGGACCCACUGUGAGAACAUCCACCCAGCCAUCCAUCGCCUCACCCACUCUUCCUUCCAAAGAGGCAUUGUCAGCAUUGUACCAACAGCGACAGAAAGUUGAGCUGCGGAGGCUCCUGAAGCACACCCACCCGGAGCUGAGGAGCCUGGAAAGCCUAGAUGGGGUGGUGGAUCAGGAGCUGGCUGAAGUGCUGUGUUUAGAAACACAGCCGAUAGCUGGCGAGACCGGAUACGAGGGAGAGGUCCUGUCCAGGCGGUUGAUAUUUGAGAACUGUGUACAGAGCAAUACUGUGGAUCCCCACACUUCCAAAAUGCACAUCGCGGAGGGGGCCGGGAAUAGAGUUGGGGCUGAUGUUGGUGUUUGGGGAGACGUGAAGAGAACAUCAGCCUUGUUUGAACUGCCAUGGUAUAAGCAGAACCUUCAGGAGGAGAGGGUUAAAGAAACCACAGACCAGGUGGAGAGGACUGAUGCUAUUCAUGGGGAACUUACUGAGUGUGAGGAGGAGGAGAUGGUCAGGUUGGACGUCCAGUCUGCUAGGAGGCUGUUUGAGAGCCAGCAAGUCGACACCCUGAGGGCCAACCAGGAGGAUGUGACCCUGAACAAGGUUAUCGUGUCAGAGGAUGAGAGGGGAGCUGUUCAGGAGAGAAAACAAGUGUUUGAGACAAGAAGCAGUAAGACAGAUCAGAAAGUGAUCAAAAGCCAAAUUUGUUUUAAAAAUCUUGAUGUGAGUUCUCAGUCUGAGGGAGAAGUACUGGGUGUCGGUGUUAAUAGUGCAGACACUGAGGUUCAGCCACAGCAUGAAGGGUUCUCCACAGUCAAACAAGUCUUUGAGAGAAAGUCACAGUGUGUUUCAAACGCAGAUGUUGAAACUAGUCCAAGAAUUCCAAAGUAUCCGUGUACUUCUCUGCUUGAAAACCAAGCAAUAAAUACAACUGGAAAACCAUCACAUAUGCAGGAACCAAAGCCCCAGAACACUAGUUCACUCCCAGGCGACCUAGCUCCUGACAGAAGGGUCCAGGAGGACAUGUUAGAGUUAGUGGCUAACGUAAGGAACAGAGCUCAAUUGUUUGAGUCCACUCUGUUCGACCUGAUUAACCACCAUAACAGAGAGGAGAUGGAGAUGGUGGCAGAGAGCAUCAAUGAGACAUUGAACUCUCUCUAUCACUUCAACGCCCUCCACUCCCACGGAUCCAUCAUCAAGGCUAGCGAGACAGGAAGUGGUCAGAAGGCUAGGUACAGGCUGACCCCCGGUCUGAGACCAGAGAUAGAACAGGAAAAGGUGGCUGAGGGCAGGGUUAAGAAUUUUAUACUCCAGCUGUUACCCCGGGCAACCCUUAAGCCUCAGGUGGUUUACCUGAAGGAGGACGCGAAGAGGAACGUGGAGGUUACCAUGGUGAUGGUACCUUUCCAUCAGGUGCGUCUGGCUUCAAACCAAGAUAAAGAGUUCAGAACAGCUAACGUUGUCCAGCUCAUUGAGGACAUCCUCAGUCAGGACAGCUCUCUGAGGAAAGGAGUAGUUAUACAGGAGGACGGUCAGGGACAGACUGAGGUCACCGUUUACUCCCUGUACAACGAUUCUGAAGGAGAGGUGGAGAGGUACUACCCCCCACAGGAACAGAGGAUGGAGACCAACGUCCUAGACAUUGCUGCAGGCGAUGAGAUUAAAACUGAGACUGGUGAAGUAAGGAGAGGCGAUGUGAAGUCAACCAUCAGCUGUCUCUUGGCCACCAGUCAGGACCACUCAGCCCCAGCCACUUACAAACCUGAGGUCAAUGUCAUGGGGAAUGUCAAGUUAUUCAGGAGCUGCAUUGAAAAGGGAGAUCUGGAGUAUCUGAAAACCUUGCAGGUCCAGCCAGAUGAGAAGGAACUCCCACUUUGGACUGAUGUUGUAACAGGUGUCUCCACGGAGCCAAAGAUACAUAAUCAACAACAACAACCAGAGGAUCAGGUGGAGCAGAAUGAUCCGGAUAUAGUCCUUAAGAAAAUCUUCUUAGCCAACCAGAGCUGUGCCCAACAGAAUGAGACUAAGGCAGAGAAGACUUCUAAAGCAAUAGUACAGGACCAGCACACCUCUGUGGAGAAGAUAGAGACGUGCUCUGAUUCUGUUAUAAAGACCUCCAUGUCCCAGACAUCCACAGAGCAGCACCAGGAGGAGGAGGAGGAGGUAGUGAGAGGUAAUGUACAGGCAGCGCUCCAAUCUCUGGAGAAGACUAGUGGCGUUAAUGUCAGCCAAGGAGACUUCGAGGCUGCCAUGAUCUGCAGGAAAUCUCCAAAAUCUCAGAAAGGAAGCCAUAAGAAGAAGACUAUUGUGAGGUAUGCUCCCCAACACGGUGAAGUAAAGACUGGGACUCUGACUGAAGCUCAACCAGCCCCUUCAGUAGUGAUGAGUGAAGGACAAGCCAUCUCUGUGAAGAGCAGUGACAUUGUAGUAGAUGUCCAGCAGACCUCUGUGCAGAAGGAAGAGACAAGCUGUAAUUCUGUUAUAAAGAUCUCCACAUCCCACUCCUCUAUCACCUCAGAACAUGAACCUACACCCUGCCGCCUCAAGACCGAAGAGGCUAGCUGUGCUGCUACGUCUUCUGAAGAACUACAAAAUGCAGAAGCCUUGAGUGUGGAGGUCCAAGAGGGCACUGAGGUGGUCCAGAGAGGACACUUAAAAGCUGCCAUGAAGUCUUUACAGAGUGCUACAACAGAGGAGGAGGAAGAGGAGAAGGAGGAGGUACUGAGAGGUAAUCUACAGGCAGCGCUUCAUUCUUUAGAGAAGACUAGCGGCGUUAACGUCAGCCAAGGAGACUUCAAGGCUGCCAUGAUAUACAGGAACUCUGGGAAAUCUACAUUUCAAAGCCAAAAGAAGAAACCUGAUAUGAGUAAUGUUCCAAAACACACUGAAUUAAAGACUGGAUUUCUGACUGAAGCUCAACCAUUCUCUUCAGUAGCGAUGAGUGAAGGAGAACAGGUGGCCACCAAGGAGCUGAGAGUAGCAACUGCAAAACCCCCCAGCCCAGACCAAACCACAAAUAAACUAGCUACAGCCUCCACUUUGAAACAUGAAUCUCAGACUUGCUCUCAAUCUCUAGCUCCCUCAAAGAAAAAGAAAAGACCUGUUGGCCCAAAACCUGGUCUUCUGCCGAAACCAGCAGUUCCUCCUAAACCAGGUCUUCUGCCGAAACCAGCAGUUCCUCUUAAACCAGGUCAGAUGACAGGAAGAACAGCUAGUCAGUCAACAGAGACAGAGGUACAUAUCAGUGACAGCCACACCAUUUCUAUAAGAACUACUAGUAGUAUUUCUAGUAUUGCUAGUACUAACAGUACUCAACCGAAAGAGUCAACCAAAAGUCAAACAAAAGAGUCAAACAAAAGUCAAACAAAAGAAUCAACUAAAUGUCAACAGAAAGAAUCAACCAAAACUCAAUCAAAAGAAUCAACCAAAUCAAAGGAAUCAAAGAAAUCAACUAAAAGUCAAUCAAAAGAAGAGCAACCUCCCCAAACAUUCACUAUCAAACCAAAGUCCUACGCAGAUGCCCUUUGCAGAGGCUUACAACAGACAGAUAGUGUUCCAGAGGCACACCAGAGUAGGUACGUAUCUGAGAGGCCAGCUGGGAGCUCAGUAGGAACAGCUGAUACUGGGGCUGCCGAGGCCACCCAACACACUGGUGAUGCAACCCAACUCAAUGAGGAAAUGACAUUAAACCAGGAAGUUCAAGGGUCUGAGCUCAUCCCUCAGAGACAGACUAGUUUUACCUUGGUUCCAGUGGAGGAGAGCAACACUAAGUCAUCACAGGAAAGGACUCCUACAGAGCAGGGACAGGGACCCCAGGGGGCCCUAAAGGACAAAGAGAAGGUCAAUGAGGACUUCAUAGGGUUUCAAGCAGCACUUCAGAACUUUGGAGGGAAGAGUAAAGCCCCUGUGAAACCUAAACAAGUGAAGAUGACCCAGAGUGAAGAGAACCAGAAACACACCUCUCUCACAGUUACACACACUGCUGUGGGACAGCAAGCCAGUGACCCUUCUCAGCCUCAACCAUGCAGUAAACCAGAGAACAACAUCCAGAAAGAAGAGAAGGAAAACACAGUGGUAAUGAGGGAGAAGAAAGCGGAGAUGGAAGCAGAGACAGAGGAUGAGCGUGGCCAGAGGCUGUCGGUCCACAUGGAUAAGAUCAUGAGGGGUAACGUGACCAUGGCCAUGGAGAUCUUUGACAACCUGAGGAAGCAGAAGGAGCUGAAAGAGAUCUUGACCUGGGUGGAGGAGGUGGAGGAAGACACCAGCCAGGUGGACGUCAGGGCCCUCAGGAACAUUUUUGAGAAUAUACCUGAUUGGGUCGUUGCCCCAAGAGACAAGAGACAACGUAAACAACAACAACAGACCAAGGUGGAACAGAAGAUCUCAGAAGUCAAGAGAUCAGAGACGCUGAAAGAUGAUACUGAGACCUCAAUGUCCUCCAUGGCUCUUGUGUUCGGAAAUCUGGAGAGAGCAAGUGAGGAGAUCAUGAACCUGAAGGAGCAGACUUUAGCCAGACUGAUGGACAUAGAAGUGGCCGUUAAGAAGGCUUUGUACUCUGUGUCCACUCUUAAGUCAGACUCUGAUAUCGCUGUUCUGUCUGGCCUGUUUAAGGAGUCCCUAAAGGGGACAGCAGCCCAGACCCAAGGCUCCACUAGCAACAUCAGCACUAUCAGUACCGGCUCCAGCAGCAGAGCUAAGACGGCUCCGGGAAAGGACAGCCCUACCACUAAGACACAAAUAGACCCAGGUCUGCCAGCUGAUGAGGGACCUGUCAUUAAGUCCCAGAGCAGUCCUCCAUCCUCCUUCAUCUCCAUCCAGUCUGCAACCAAGCAGGAGUCAGAAGACAGACAACAGGAGUCUGCAGACAGACAGAAGGGUUCUGCAGCCAGACAACAGGAGUCUGCAGCCAAGCAGGAGUCAGAAGACAGACAACAGGAGUCUGCAGACAUACAGAAGGGUUCUGCAGCCAGACAACAGGAGUCUGCAGACAGACAGAAGGGUUCUGCAGCCAGACAACAGGAGUCUGCAGACAGACAGAAGGGUUCUGCAGCCAGACAACAGGAGUCUGCAGCCAAGCAGGAGUCAGAACACAGACAACAGGAGUCUGCAGACAGACAACAGGAGUCUGCAGACAGACAGAAGGGUUCUGCAGCCAGACAAAAGUCCUCCCUGCAGCCUCCACUGUGCUCAGCCUGUCAGCUCAGCCUGAAGUGUCGCCCUUCUGGUAGCCCUUGUAGCAGAAGCCCUCUCAAUCAGAAACAUCAGGUCAGCGUACUCGAAGUGAAGAUAGCCCCAGAGUGGAGUGAGGUCGUCGACACUAAGACAGUUAGGGAGAACUAGGAGAAGACAGAUCAGUUUGGCAAAAAGGUCUACUCCACCAAGACAUUCACUGUGGUGAUUCAGCAGACACCAGCACCUCUCCCAGGGGUUAGGUAGUGACCACCAGUCCAACCAGGUAUUGGGUAGGUCAAGGUCAUCUUGCCUAUCAACAAACCGUCACCGCCUUUUUAAAAAUGGUGCUUGCAACGGCAAGGGCAGUGGGUUCGAUUCCCGCUGGGGCCACCCAUACAAAAAUGUAUCUACUCAAGUCGCUUUGGCUAAAAUGGCAUAUCUUAUUAUCUGUUUGAAUGAAUGAGAAAGGACACUUCAGGUUUUAAAAAAUUAAUUAAAAAAAUGACAGUCAGGAAGACAAGAUUUUUUAAAGUGUGUGAUUUCAUGAAACAUUUGUUUGGAUAGAAUUGUAAUAAAAUGUUGUUUGUAUAUUCUCUUGUUCAGCUGCCUAUUAUCUGUCCUGCUUAUCAACAACAAACUGGAUCUCCCCCCCGCCCACACACACACACACCUCGCCCCUCUCCCUGAGGAGUUGUUCUUGCCAAAGCUACAACUGCAAUAAGAGUCAGAACUCUUUCUUUCCUCUUUCCAAACAUAACAAAAACACGAGAUGAAAUUCAGAGGACAUUCAUUGUUUUCAGUCAUUAAACAUGAGAUGAAAUUCAUAGAGGUCAUACAUUGUUUUCAGUCAUUAAACAUGAGAUGAAAUUCAGAGGACAUUCAUUGUUUUCAGUCAAUAAACAUGAGAUGAAAUUCA
Molecule: messenger RNA, 6599 nt
Organism: Oncorhynchus kisutch (coho salmon)
Lineage: Eukaryota; Metazoa; Chordata; Actinopteri; Salmoniformes; Salmonidae
Product: xin actin-binding repeat-containing protein 1-like
Exons: 3
Coding region: 440-5851 (1803 amino acids)
Biological process (GO): actin cytoskeleton organization; actin filament organization
Cellular component (GO): stress fiber; focal adhesion
Molecular function (GO): actin filament binding
Source: RefSeq, a predicted model, not a curated record